UAUAAUUAAAAGAACAAGUUUUAAUUAUAAAACCUAAAUAAGAAUUCUAUUAUAUUUGUUUUACUUGUGCUCACCAAAACUUGAGACUAUUCAGUGAAAAAAGUCCUACAUUGCUUAGAUUUCUGAUUCUUUUCUUACAACAUCCUAAACUAUUUGCUUCAAAACUUGAGACGAAAAUGAUUUUUAUCUAUGAUAAUUCAUAUUUCUAACCCUAAAGAGUUUUUAUUAUCGCAGUAAACAAUGUCUAGAGAACCUGAAGAUAUUUUUUUUCAUCCUUCCAACUCCAAUGAUGAAAUAGAAACGAAUGAUCAAGACAAUGAUGAUUCGUCUACACGUAUAAUACUGGUAUGUUUCUUAUGCUUUCGACAAUAUGAUUUAGAAGAAGACUUGCGUGGUCAUAUGAUUGAGUAUCACAAAUAUAAACUCACCGAUGAGCCUUCCCGGGAAAUACCUGAAGUAGAAACUAAAGAGACCACAGAGGAAAUAGUGCAAGUUGAAUUAGUUCCAUCCCCAAAAGUAGAGCAACAAAAUGAGGUAGUGAAACAUGUCAUGGAAUCCGAAAUGAAACCUGUGCCAUUUAAAGAUUUUCGUUUAAUUCUAAGAAGUAACAUGUCCUUGAAAUGCACCAAAUAUACCAAUUGUAUAUACAAGUUUGAAACACCAGAGAAACUGCAACAACACAUGGAUUGUCAUGCCACUAGUAAGUCAUCAUUCCAGUGUUUAGUUUGUUCUGUGGGACUAAAUAAUUGGAGACGUUGUUCGGCUCAUUUGUGGAAAAUGCAUCAAUUGGAUGUGGAUUUAUUGAAAUGUCCCAUAUGUGGGUUUAAAUCGCAUGCUUCGGCUCUAGUAUGGCGCCAUAUGAGAGUACAUAAAAAGUGGCGUCCGCGUGUUUUGCGUUCUUUGAAGGCUGUAAAAAAACGACGUUUAGAAGCUUUAAAGCAAAACGAACAGCCUAUAGAGCCACCAACUCCCAAAGUGUCAACACCCAGAAAAAACAAAUACUAUUCCGAAAAGACGUGUGAGAUUUGCGAACGUAAAUUUGUAAAUGGCAAAACAUUGUCGAAGCACAUUAAAACAGUGCACAAUAAAAUCAAACCAUUCAAUUGCAAUGUCUGUGGCAAGAAAACCGCCAGAAAAGCCAGUUUAAUAAUUCACAUGCGUCAACAUACCGGUGAGAAACCUUUAUCGUGUAAAUCAUGUAAAUUUUCCACCCGUGAUCCCAGUGUCUUGCACAAGCAUCAAAUGCGUCAUGAACUUGCUGGAAAAUUGAAAUGUGCUUUGUGUGAUUACACCUGUAUUCAGACGAAUGCCCUUAAACGUCAUAUACGUUUAAAUCAUACAGAAUAUUACAAGCAAAUAUCUUGUGAUUUAUGUAGUUUUGUUACCAUCACCGUGAACAAGUUAAAGGCUCACAAGGAAGAUCAUCGCAAAGGUUUAAUCAAUGCUAACAGUGAAGAUUCAAUGCCGGCCAGAAAGAUGGUGAAAAAUAAUGAGGUUUCCACCGACUGUUUCUUACCUUUGGAAAGCAUUGAUUCACUGCCCCACGAGCCGGCUGUUGACACUGGAGGCGUUACCAUACCCGCUCCCUCGGAGGACUCACAAUUUCCCACCUAUUUAAAUAAUUAAAAACACCAGACAACAGAUUUUAUUUUUCUUCAUUUUUUACUAUUUAUUUCUUUUUGUUUUAAUUGAUUUUAUGAUAUGAUUUGCAACGCAAUAUUAU
Messenger RNA from Calliphora vicina (urban bluebottle blowfly), 1723 nucleotides. Its product is annotated as PR domain zinc finger protein 5. The coding region runs from base 241 to 1626 and encodes 461 amino acids. Gene Ontology annotation, biological process: regulation of transcription by RNA polymerase II. The record is from RefSeq and is a predicted model, not a curated record. Gene Ontology annotation, molecular function: DNA-binding transcription factor activity, RNA polymerase II-specific; RNA polymerase II transcription regulatory region sequence-specific DNA binding. The transcript has 4 exons. Gene Ontology annotation, cellular component: nucleus. NCBI's taxonomy places the organism in Eukaryota, Metazoa, Arthropoda, Insecta, Diptera, Calliphoridae.